Trichoplax adhaerens is the source of this 1185-nucleotide messenger RNA. RefSeq lists its product as uncharacterized. NCBI's taxonomy places the organism in Eukaryota, Metazoa, Placozoa, Uniplacotomia, Trichoplacea, Trichoplacidae. The annotation marks the transcript as partial. Gene Ontology annotation, biological process: transcription open complex formation at RNA polymerase II promoter; transcription initiation at RNA polymerase II promoter. Gene Ontology annotation, cellular component: transcription factor TFIIE complex. The transcript has a single exon. The record is from RefSeq and is a predicted model, not a curated record.
AUUCAAGAAGUACCAGAGAAAUUGAUCAAGCUGGUAAAGACAGUCAUGAAUUCUUACUAUAGCCCAGAAGAAAAUAUCGUUGUUGAUCUUUUAAUUAAAAAGCCAUGUAUCAAAGAGGAUGAUAUUCGUGAAUUGCUAAAAAUGGAGCAGAAACAGUUAAGGUUGAUUUUGGCAGUUUUAAAAAGGGACAAAAUUAUUAAAAGUAAGCAAUUAAAUGAAACAGCUGAUGGCCGUACCAGCCGCUAUACAUUCCAUUACAUCAAUUUUAAAGUACUUAUCAAUGUUAUCAAGUAUAAAUUAGAUCACAUUAGGAAAAGAAUACAAAAUGAAGAAAGUUUUUCCAGAAACAGACCGUCAUUUUAUUGCCCUUUCUGUAAUAAUCGUUACGAAGAUACGGACGUUGGCCAGUUGUUAGAUCCCAUCGAACAGAAACUACUGUGCUCGUACUGUUCUACACCAGUUGAAGAAGAUACGAGCGAAAUUGAAGCUAGUAAAGUGAGAACCAGCAGCCUGGUUAGUUUUAAUGAGCAACAUCGCCCAAUUUUCGAUAUUCUAAAAUCAGCCGAUAACAUUAACCUUGCUCCGGAAAUACUUGAGCCCGAACCGUAUGUUGCCCCAACCAAUAAUCGCGAUUACCGAUCAAAUACUAGCAGAUCCUCUAAACCUAAUAUGCCAUCAAUUGACAAUAUGUAUGAACAAGUUGUAGGAGUGAAUGUUAAAGGUGAAUUAGACAACGUUAACGAUAAACCUAAAAUGGAAAAGCCAAGCUGGAUGGCCAAAAGUACUGUCAUUGAUCAACAAGACGAUGAAAACUCUACUGAUCAGCCCGAUUUCUAUAAGGCAGUCGAUUCUCAACCCACCCGUGAAACUGGCCACGAACAUGAUACGGGUAUAUUGCCAGAGUUGCUAGCCCAUGAGCUAGCGUCCAACAAUAAGCCAACAGCAAAGGAAGAUCGUUUUAAAGGUGUCGGGGUGAGCGGCGACCAAGAUGAAGAAGCUAUUGGUGGCAAUUUUGUCGAUGAUGAACCUCAUGGUGUGGAAGAAGAAAGCAAUUUUGAAAUGGUAGUCAAUGGAGAAACUUAUUCAAUAGAUGAUAUUGAUCAAAAAAUCAUCGAUCAGAUGACUAGUGAUGAAUAUGAAAAAUAUGUAGCAUUGUGCCAAGAUGCCUAUAAUCAGUACUACUAA